UGUGCUAGCCAACUAUUUCCCUUCGCGCAGUCCAAAUUAGCAGCGCCGAAACUGGAGAGAGAGGGAGAGACUGUAGAGUCAUGGCAGAGUGAAGCCCAUGUCUCUGCUUCCUCCACAUUCCAUCCACCGGCCCUGAUUCUCUCUCAACAGAUUUGUUCGAGCAUUCAAGAAAUUAAAGUCUCGAAUGGGUUUACUAUCCGUUGAUUGGGAAUACGAAUCAUUUCCGGAGUAUGAAGAUCUCGUAUUUCUUCCUCUCUUUGCUCUGUUCUUUCCAAUGGUUCGAUUUUUUCUCGACAGAUAUCUAUUUGAGAAAUUGGGAAGACAGCUCAUAUUUGGAAAAGGACAGCAGAAGCAGGAUGUUAUGGAUGAUGAGAGGAGAAAGAAGAUAAAAAAAUUCAAGGAAUCAGCAUGGAAAUGUGUUUAUUUUCUUUCGGCGGAGCUUCUAGCACUUUCUGUGACUUGCAAUGAGCCCUGGUUCACUAACACAAGAUAUUUUUGGGUGGGGCCUGGAAACCAGGCCUGGCCUAAUCAGAAAAUUAAGUUAAAAUUGAAAGGACUUUAUAUGUAUGCUGCUGGAUUCUACACAUACUCCAUAUUUGCUCUUAUCUUUUGGGAGACAAGGCGUUCUGAUUUUGGAGUGUCAAUGGGGCAUCAUAUCGCAACUGUCAUUCUCAUUGGGCUGUCUUACAUAUUCAGGUUUGCCCGUGUUGGUUCGGUUGUUUUAGCUCUUCAUGAUGCUAGUGAUGUAUUUUUGGAAAUAGGGAAAAUGUCCAAAUACAGUGGCGCUGAAACUGUCACUAGUAUUUCGUUUCUUCUCUUUGCUUUGUCUUGGAUUGUACUUCGUCUCAUUAUAUUUCCAGGUUGGAUCCUUUGGAGUACAAGGUGA
This is a messenger RNA of Cornus florida, 886 nucleotides long. Its product is annotated as ceramide synthase 1 LOH3-like. Bases 185 to 886 code for a protein of 233 amino acids. The record is from RefSeq and is a predicted model, not a curated record. Gene Ontology annotation, biological process: ceramide biosynthetic process. The transcript has 4 exons. NCBI's taxonomy places the organism in Eukaryota, Viridiplantae, Streptophyta, Magnoliopsida, Cornales, Cornaceae. Gene Ontology annotation, cellular component: membrane; endoplasmic reticulum. Gene Ontology annotation, molecular function: sphingosine N-acyltransferase activity.